Messenger RNA from Cetraspora pellucida, 2946 nucleotides. Lineage: Eukaryota; Fungi; Glomeromycota; Glomeromycetes; Diversisporales; Gigasporaceae. The record is from the annotation of a GenBank genome assembly.
AUGUCACGCCAUCGAAACAUAAGAAAACUCAAAGUUGAAGAAAUUUUUGAGGAAGAAUAUGGUUACGAUGAGAAUGAAGAUUAUGGAACUGGUAAUUUUGAAAUGACAUUAAAGCAGAAAACACAAAUGGAGGAAGGAAAGAUAAAGGUCAAAAGCGUAAUAGGACAGGUGGAAGGUAUCACCGAUAAAGAUAUCGAAGAUGCAUUAUGGCAUUACUAUUUUGACACAGAACAAACGAUCAAUUGGUUAUUAGAUCAAGUUCAUAAAUCUCAAGCACGAAAACAAAAACGAUCUCAAAAACAAGUUACUUCAAACAACUCACAAGAAAACAAAGAUUUAAACAUUAAUACAAACAGUUCAUUGUUGGAAGAUGAACAUCUUUGUACUACAACUUCUAGAACAAAGACACCGAUUCUUGAGUGUUCACAAUCUGUAACUGAUUCACCGCCAAAAAACAAUAGAACAAUAAGUUGUAUUACGUUGUGGGAUAUCUGGUCAGGACAUAAUGUCAAUUGGAGACACAUUUUGAACAACCCAAGGUCGUCUGUAGAGACUCCCAUUUUCGCGUUAAAACAAAGUCGCUUUACUCGUGGCGGGUUAUUGGGUGGCGCUGAUUCAGAAACCCCGAAUUCGCAACAAAGACUUUCUUCUACGAGAUCUACAUAUGCAUCUUUAUCAGAUUUGUCUUCAGCUAUACCUUCAAAUUCUGGACUUCAGAGACAAGGAUUAUCUUUAUCAUCCUUGGCACAAGAAUCCUUAUCUCACUCAACUGGUCGAAUUUCAUUGACAAAACUUGUACCAAAUAAAAGCAAGACAAUCAAUUCAUCACAAGCUACAAACUUAAAUAUUGGAAUCUCUCAAAAAUUAACUUCUAAUUUAAAUUUAUCAAAAACGAAACCAUUGACGACAUUGCUAAACACCUCGGAUUCUACACCUUCUCUGAAACUGUUGUCGUCCUAUUCGGGUUUUAAUUCAUCAGCUUCACCUAAUUUGAAUAAUGUGGAACACAGUUCUUUGAAAUAUAGUGCUGGAUUUCAAUCUUCAAACUUUCAAAAGCAAACAAUGCUACCUUCCUCAUUAGCAGAUAACACAAGUACCUUACGGGUACAGUCACCAUCGAACCCUCUUAUUGCGCCUCCAUCCAUAUUCGCCAUUGCAAUAUUUGCAAAGCUGCAAGAUGUGCAGUUACCUUCUAACGACCUUUUCACAUUUGAACUUUACUCAACAGGAUCAAGGAAUCAAAAAGGCUUUGCAUUUGAUCAACCAAGUCCGGAUGAUAUUGUUUUAAAUGCCCAAAGUAAAAAGACCUCUGGUGGAUCAAAAGGCAAACAAAUAACUGCACAACCAUCGCCGUUACCACCACUGGUAAAUACAACUAAUAAUGGAACAAAAAAAUAUUUAGAUGAAUCAAUUAAGGAGAACGAUGAUGUGAUUGAAAUUUUAGAUGACAAUGAUGAGCAACUUAAAUUCGAUAUUAAUGCACUUUCUUUGGCGGAAUCAUCAAAAACUUCGUUUAGCAAGAUCGCAGAACCUAUUAAUGGGCUUGUAAAUCAAGGAACAGUAUCUCCUCAUAUAUCACUUUACGAACAAAAAACCCCAACAAAAGCAAAUAUAAAGUCUUCAAAGCGUAUUAAUGUCCUUGAAGAAUAUAAAAAGCGAGUUGCUGACAAGCUUCCAUUAAACUUAGUAGUGAUCGGGCACGUUGAUGCCGGAAAAAGCACACUUAUGGGACAUUUAUUGUAUUUACUUGGUGAAGUUAACGAGAGAACCAUGAAACAAUACGAAAGAGAUUCUUCAAAAAUUGGAAAAUCAUCUUUCGCUUAUGCAUGGGUUCUUGAUGAAACUGGCGAAGAACGAAACAGAGGUAUUACAAUGGAUAUUGCUAUUAGGAGUUUCGAAACAAAAAAUCGCCGGUUUACUUUGUUAGACGCACCUGGCCAUAGGGAUUUCAUCCCGAACAUGAUUUCAGGAGCUUCACAAGCUGAUGUUGCUAUCCUUGUGGUUGAUGCUACUGUUGGAGAGUUUGAAUCUGGUUUCGAAGCAAAUGGUCAAACCAAAGAGCAUGCAUUAUUAAUUAGAAGUUUAGGUGUUCAACAACUAAUUGUUGCCAUAAAUAAAUUAGAUACUGUAGAAUGGUCAAAGGCUCGAUAUGACGAAAUAGUAGAAAAAUUGUGUGCUUUUUUAAAUCAAGUUGGCUUUAAGAAAGAUAAAGUGGCACAUAUACCAUGUAGUGGAUUAAUAGGGGAAAACAUUAUGCGCAAGUCAUCAGGAAUUUUAGAUUGGUAUAACGGGGAGACUUUAAUUGAGCAGAUAGAUAAAUUUGAACCACCCACACGCCUUUUGGAAAAACCAUUUCGCCUUUCUGUGACUGAUUUUUUCAAGGGAGGUUUGGGAAAUGUUGGAGGUGUGAGCGUUGCUGGCAGGAUAGAAAGUGGCACAAUACAAGUUGGAGAAGAAAUUACAGUAAUCCCCGGUGGUGAACGUGGCGUAGUCAAAGUUUUGACGGUUAAUGAGGAGUCAUCUAAAUGGGCUGCAGCUGGAGAUUCUGUGUUAUUGACUUUGAUAGAUCUUGAUAUUCUGCAACUUAAGAUUGGAUCCGUUUUGUGUCCACCAUCACAACCAGUUCCUAUUACAUCACAUUUCCUCGCUCGAAUAGUUGUAUUUGAUGUCAAAAUUCCGAUUACACGAGGGUUUCCCGUUAUACUUCAUCGGCAAAGCCUUAAUGAGCCGGCUAACGUCAUUAAACUCGUGAAUAUAAUCGAUAAGAAUACGGGAGAUGUAAUCAAGAAAAAUCCGAGGCACCUUCCUAAAUCUUCAACUGCUACUGUGGAAAUAAAACUAUCUAAUCGACCAAUUCCUCUAGAAGCGUUUAAAGAUAACAAAGAACUUGGUAGAAUCAUGUUGAGAAAGGGUGGUGAGACUGUUGCAGCGGGUAUUGUAAUUGAU